Messenger RNA from Scleropages formosus (Asian bonytongue), 933 nucleotides. It is a transcript of the gene smim11, whose product is annotated as small integral membrane protein 11. The record is from RefSeq and is a predicted model, not a curated record. The coding region runs from base 36 to 278 and encodes 80 amino acids. The transcript is spliced from 2 exons. NCBI's taxonomy places the organism in Eukaryota, Metazoa, Chordata, Actinopteri, Osteoglossiformes, Osteoglossidae.
UAAAAACACCCUUUUCCACCAGUGCGGCUAUUUUCAUGAGAUCGCGCCCUGCUGACGUCACGCAUAAAGGCACCAUGAUCAACUGGAGGGCCCUGGACAACGUCCCCCUGCUCUUCUACAUCCUGGCCGCCAAGACGCUGCUGCUGUGUCUGGGCUUCGCCGCCGCCAAGGUGUUCCAGCGCCGGAGGGCCGAGGCAGAGCUGCGCCGCAGGGCGGAGACGCGCAGGAAGCUGGUGCAGGACACGCAGGAGCUGCUGGACAGCACCAAGGAGGACUGACCCUGACCCCCCCCAAAGCAGCAGGGCUGUGAUUGACUGCUUCGGAUGGAAGUGCUGCAGUGCCACCAGCAGGCGGAAGUGCUUGGAGCCCCAGAACGAGCGAGAGAGUCGUCCAGCCUGUUCGCUCACGUCUGUCGUCUUGUGCUGAAAGCCGUUUGUUGAUUUUACACUGUAUCUACUGUCUGACAUGCUACCAGCAGGCAGUGCAGUGGUUUGGGUCAUCCUUCCAUUAAAAGGCACAGGUUGGAGUCUUUGCUCUAUCAGCACCCUUGAAUCAACAGUCAAAAUUACCCUGCAGCAUAGUAAAUGGGGACAUUUCACAGUGUUGUAGCUUAGCGUACAAACCUCACAGGAGGCUGUAGGUGUAGAACUUGGAGCAGCAUGUGCACAUCAAAGUUGCACUUAAAUGCCCACAACAAACCUGGGUGCUGUGCACUAGCAGAGUGGGGUUUCUGGGUAAAAAUGUCCAGUAAACUUUAGCAUCAGCUUCUCAGGGCCUGUGAUGGUCCUCACUUGUGCUGCAGCCCCACAUUGGACAUUGAUAUUAAUGCGAUUGGUUCAUAUUUCUCAGCCCUUAAACAACUAGAGCCAAAAAUACACACUUGUUGGUGCUGCUGUGCCUGUAACGUUUCCCCUCAGCUCUUGAGCCUCAGCC